This is a messenger RNA of Prunus armeniaca (apricot), 687 nucleotides long. The record is from the annotation of a GenBank genome assembly. NCBI's taxonomy places the organism in Eukaryota, Viridiplantae, Streptophyta, Magnoliopsida, Rosales, Rosaceae.
AUGACAGCUCUUCACUUCGUAGUCUCAAACGGGAGGUUUGAAAUUGCAAAAGAGUUGGUGCAGCUAAUGAGCGAGGAAGACUUAGAAAUACUAGACUCUAUUGGUGGAGCAGCUCUACAUUUAGCUGUAUUACAUCGAGGAGAUUCCCAUGAAAUAGUUAAGUGCAUGGUUGAAAAGAACAAGAAAUUACUUAGCAUUCGUUUUAACAAUGAUGAAAUUGCAAUUCCAUUUGUCUUGGCGACUAUAGAAGGAAGGGUAGCAAUGUCUCAAUAUCUCUAUUCUGCCUCUCCACUGGAAACUCUGGAGGACCAUGCCUAUGCCGGUGUAGUUAUGUCUGCGUGUGUGGUGAAAAGCCGAUUUGAUAUUCUUUUGGAUUUAGUUCAACGCCAUCCAAAAGCGGCUUUUACUGAAAACAAAUCUAAAGUAAGCCCUUUUUCGCUUUUGGCUGGUAUGCCUUCUAUUUUCUUAAGUGCAAGCAAGCUCAAAUUCUGGGAGCGAUGGAUUUAUGACGGUAUGCAUGUACCACCUACUCCUACUAUCGAUACUGAAAAAGAACCUACUAUCGAUGCCUUUAAUGAUGGUCGUACUAAUGCUCAAAAACUAGAAGGCGAUCAAGCUAAUCAAAGGCAUCUCAUUUGCCUCAUUUGCACACGUACGUUGUCAGGAGUGCCAUUUGGUUAUUGUUAA